Molecule: messenger RNA, 468 nt
Organism: Rosa chinensis
Lineage: Eukaryota; Viridiplantae; Streptophyta; Magnoliopsida; Rosales; Rosaceae
Product: F-box/kelch-repeat protein At3g23880-like
Exons: 1
Coding region: 1-468 (155 amino acids)
Molecular function (GO): protein binding
Source: RefSeq, a predicted model, not a curated record
AUGGCGGAAGUCGGCGGCCAUCAUAAGCGAGCUCUUACCAAUCUCGCCGACCACGAUGGCAUCCUUGACCAGAUUCUGGCAAGGGUACCGGUCAAAUCACUGAUGAGAUUUCGCUGCGUCUGCAACUCAUGGCGUGAUCUCAUUUCCCAGUCUCAUUUUGUCACCAAGCACUUCACUUACGCAAGCCAAGGCAUCACCAAGACCACCUCAAGGCUCCUUUUCUCGACGAGCCCAGUUGAAUCCAUAGACUACGAAGCCUUCAAGGAUCUGAAUGAUGCAGAUUCUCAUCUUGCAAUCAGAAAGCUCAAGUUUCCGGUAAUGUUCCCUGAUUCAAGUAUUAGAACAAUUAUAGGUUCUUGCAAUGGGCUGAUAUGCGUAGAUGUUGACCUAGAAGGGAUUGCGAUAUGGAACCCUUGUACUGGAGAAUCCAAUGUGUUGUCAAAACCUACUGAUCAUUACAUUCCAUAG